UUCAUGGGAAGGGUAGAGAAGAGCAAUGGCGGUUGCAGGAAGACCACCAGCAGUUUAAGGAGGAGUUGUGCGGAAUGAGUGGUGAUGUCACAUGGUGCAGGGAGCAAAUGGAUAGGCUAGACAAGAGAGUGGAAUGCGUGGAGAAACUUUGUGUCACCGGGCCUGAGGUUGCUGAACCUGAAGUGGUUGCUGUUGCUCUGCUACAUCGUAAUGCUCCAACAUCUGGGCCCCUGUCUCCCAGAGUUCAGGGUAGCUCUGUGGUUCCCAUUAGGAAGAAACCACAGGAAUUCGAUGGCAAAGUGUCUUGGGAGGCCUACCGAAUCCAGUUUGAGAUGCUGGCUGACCAGAACGGUUGGGACGAGGGGCAAAGUGCCGUUCAGCUUGCCACCAGCUUGAAGGGUCCUGCACUGGAGGUGCUGGGCCGGCUGUCAGAAGUAGACAGGGGCCAUUACUCGGCGCUGGUAGAAGUCCCCCAGAAGAAAUAUGGCGCUAUGUACCAGAGUGAAACGUACAGGGCACGCUUCCGCACCCGUGUCAGGGCUAGAGGGGAACCCCUACAGCAGCUUGCCCAGGACUUGGAGGGCAUGGUGCAUAAAGCCUACCCUACAGCUGCCCCCGAUCUCUUGUCUCUUCUUUUGAAAGAGCAAUUUAUAGAUGCUCUUGAGAGCACAAACCUCAAGGUCCAAGUAAAGCAGACACGGCCAGGUACGAUGCAGGAAGCGCUAGCAAGCGUCCUGGAAUUCGAGUCGUACAUAAAAUCUAGCACUGGAAAUUUCCGAGUGAGUGGCGGCUCUGGAUUCCAAGCAAAGAGAGGAAAGAUCCACGGUGUUGACAGACUUGGAGAUAGCCAUGAACCUUGUGAAAGGGACAAGGAGACGACUGGUGUGUGUUGCUGGCACUGUGGGAGACCUGGACACAAGUGGCAGGACUGCUACAGCUUGAAGAGAGAGAGAGAAAACAGGACAGUAGAGCAGGGUCUGCUUUUAAGGGCAAGUGCUGGAGAUGUGGAAAAAGGGGGCACAUGAAGUAUGACUGCCCAACAGGAACUACAGAAAGUAAAGAGAGUCGGAAAACUAAGAGGAGCUGGUGUUAAGGGGCAACCGCCAGCCAGACACUCCAAACAGGCCUCACACUCAAGACGGCGUGCAUAGUCUGGGAUCGACAGCAUACGAGUGGAUGGAAGAAUUAACGGCCGGACGUGCUCCCUUGUGGUUGACUCAGCCUCGGGACAGACCUUUGUGAGACUCGAUGUGUUGCAGCAUCUAUACCUGCCAGAGUCAUCGCAGCAGUUGUGCGGUGUUACCGGACCUUGUACUGAGCUGAGGGGGCCAGUUAAGGUCCAGAUCGAUGUUGCUGGACUAGAAGUUGUGCUUCCUGCCUAUGUGGUGGAGAUGGAAGACCAGUGCAUUUUGGGGUUGGAUUAUUUGACGUCAAAUGCUUGUCAGCUGGACUUGGGUUCCAUGAAACUUUCGGUGCAGGGAAGACCAGUCUCUGUUAAGGUGGUAGAGUGGACUGCGCCUGGUAGCAAGAUGAGAGCGCUACGGAUGACAGUGAUACCACCAAGAUCAGAAAAACUGCUCCAGUGUUGUGUGAGCGAUCCGCUUGAUGGCUUUUUGGGCUGGUGGAGCCUGACAGACGAUGCAAAAUGAAAGCUGGAGUGACUAUCGGGCGAACCCUGGUGGAGGCAGGAGCUGAUGAAGUGCUGGUGGUGGCAGCCAACUGCUCGAGAGUGGCACAGAAGAUUUGUAAAGGACAAAUCGUGGAACUGUGCCAGGCAGUAGACCGGCGGCAGGGUCAGUUGCGUAACUGCAGGGGGGUAGUCUGCCUGUGCAGUUACAAGAUCUGUUCGCACGGAGUCGCCAGUGCUUAGAUGGUGUUGAGGUUGAGGAUGCUACUGGCGAAGUAUGCUGAUGUGUUCUCUGCAGGGGAUCUAGACCUCGGUUGCACGGACCUGGUGGAGCACCACAUCGACACGGGCAGCCAGCUCAGAGGAUGGCCCCAGUUCAGCAACAGGAAAUGGAAGAAGUGAUGGAGGAAUACCGACGACAGGGAGUAGUGGAAAGAUCGAACAGCCCACGGUCGUCAGCCAUUGUUUUAGUGCGGAAGAAAGACGGCACAGUGAGAUGCUGCAUGGACUACCGAGCGCUCAAUGAAGUGACGGUCAAGGAUGCGUAUCCUUUGCUGAGGAUCGACGACCCGCUUGAUGCUUUAGCGGGGGCUCGGUGGUUCUCUACCUUGGACAUGAAGGCCGGAUACCAUCAAAUCAAGGUUGCCGAGAAAGAUAGGGAGAAGACCACAUUUUCGUAUGGACGGGGUUUGUGGCAGUUCAGUGUGAUGCCGUUCGACUUGUUUCGAGCGUCUGAUGGGAGUACUGGAGGGCCUACACUGGCAGGCCGCCCUCAUCUAUCUUGAAGAUGUCAUAGUGUUUGGCUGAACUUUUGAUCAAGAGCUGGAGAGGUAUUCGAGAGGCUUCGAACUGCAAACCUCAAGUUAAAUCCAAAGAAGUGAGAUACUUGGGACAUAUUGUAGGUGAAGACAGUGUCCGUACUGACCCAGAGAAGGUGACUGCCGUGAAGGAUUGGCCGGUCCCUGCUUGUGUGAAGGAGUUCAGGAGUUUCCUCGGACUGUGCACCUAUUAUAGGCGCUUUGUGAAGGACUUUGCUACAGUGGCUGCACCGUUGCACAAACUACUGGGGAAGAGCCAAAAGUUUGAGUGGACUGCCAUAACACAGUGUGCUUUUGAUGAACUCAAGCAGGCGCUGUUGAGUUCCCCCGUGUUGCUGUACCCGGACCUAAGCAGGUCUUUCAUACUGGACUGUGACGCCAGUAGCCACGGUAUUGGAAGAGGAAGGUAAAACAAGGAAUAUGUGGUGGCAUAUUACAGUAAAAAGCUUAAUCAACCUGAGCGAAACUACUGUGUAACCCGUAAGGAGCUUUUGGCGGUGAUAAAGAGUGUCGACUUUUUCCAUCCAUACCUGUACGGUUCCCACUUUACCAUCAGAACGGACCAUGUGGCACUCAAGUGGUUGAAGACACUGCAGAACCUGGAGGGACAAUUAGCACACUGGCUAGGGAAACUGGACCAACACGACUAUGAAGUACAGCACCGUCUGGGGCGGGUACAUGGCAAUGCUGACAGUUUGAGCUGUCGCCCUUGUGAAUCGGACUGCAAGCAUUGUGCAAGAAGAGAACACAGUAGCAGGUGCAAACAUACUACAGUGACUGGAUACAUGUCAACUGGAGAGGUACGGAAGAGACAGAUGGAAGAUGCCGACUUAGGGCCAGUGGUAUCCAGGUCCAGCCCUGAAACUAAGAGCUAUUGGGGCCAGUGGGACCUUCUUCGUCUGAACGACGGGUUGCUUGAGAGGCGCUGGGAGACACCCGAUGGCCUCAAUAAGUAUUGGCAGUUGGUGAUACCCAAGAAGAUGAGACCUGAGCUGCUGGAGGAAGCUCACAACCAAAUUACGAGUGGACAUCUGGGGGUCAAGAAAACGCUGAAUCGGCUGCGGCACAGAUUCUAUUGGACGGGCAUGCGUCAGGACGUUCAGGACUGGUGUCGAUCUCGUGAUGUAUGCUGCGCCAAGAAGGGAUCAAGGAGGUGGGGGUGUGCCCCUCUGCAGUUAUACCAGGUUGGUGUGCUCAUGGAAAGGAUAGCGGUGGAUAUUGCUGGACCGUUACCACUCACGGAAAGAGGCAAUAGGUACAUAUGUGUGGCCACGGACUAUUUCACAAAAUGGCCUGAGGCAUAUGCCAUCCGUGAUCAGGAGGCCACAUCUGUUGCGCAAGCGUUGGUAAAUCAGUUCUUCUGUCGGUUCGGUGUGCCCCAGGAGUUGCAUUCCGAUCAAGGUAGGAACUUUGAAUCAGCUGUGUUCCAGGAGUGUUGGGGAUUAAGAAGACCAAAACGACCCCAAUGAGACCACAGUCGGACGGGAUGGUGGAGAGGUUUAACUGGACACUAGGGAAACAUUGUGUAGAAGGACAGUUGGAAUGGGAUUUGAAGCUACCUGCGCUAUUGCUCGCUUAUUGUUCGGCGACACAUGUAACUACCGGCUAUACACCUGCAAAGCUGAUGUUGGGCCAUGAAGUAAGGCUCCCAGUUGAUCUGUUGAUGGGAAGACCUCUGGGACAGGAGCUACCUAGGGAAACCUCCAGAUACAUGAAACAUCUGCAGGAGAGGCUGACUGAGGUACACCAGCAAGUUAGAGAGGCUCUGAAAUUUUUGGGUGAGGUGAUGAAGUGUCGGCAUGACACCAGGGCUAGUGAGAUCAAGUUCAAGGAGGGUGAUGAGGUGUGGUUUCAUAACCCCUGGCGGAAGAGAGGGCAGUCUCCGAAGCUGCAGAGUCCUUGGGAGGAGCCUUACACGGUGAUGAAUCGCCUGUCCGAUGUGACAUACCGGAUUCAAGGAGGCAGGAGGUCUUCUCCAAAAAUUGUGCAUGCGAACUGUCUGUGGAAAUGCCAUGGGUCUGGCCAGUUCAGCUGGAGCACGCCUUCAGAGGUUGGGCUCACCUGUUGAGAAGGUCGUCUGGAGAUACGACUGUAGUGUGCUUUUGUUGGGACGACAAAAAACCUAGGGAGGGGGUAGUGUUACGGACGCAAGGAAAAUGUAAAAGAACAAAAAACCAUAAUGCCCCUUGUUCCAUUAGUUGGAAUCGAACCGGCGCUCCAGUUGUUCACGAUAUUUCUCUUCUUCUAGCUGCUACCCGCUAUAAAUACAGAUAGCAUUAAGUUAAGGAGUCAGUGAGUGGGAGAGAGACUGGACGAGAAGCAGCCACGAUGACAGAGAGAGAUGACAACGAGCGGCCGGGCAAGUUGUCGUGGUGGGAGUUUGUGAAGUUAAAAUUGUUGCGGACGCAAAUUAAGAAACGAAUGUUUUUUUCUGUAGAUUUUAAAUUCUAAUGUUUAAAUGUAAAAGUCUAAAAAAAAGAAGAGACGAUGUGUCGUUGAAAAGACAAAAAAGAGCAUGUUGUUGGCUGUUUUUAAAAGAAAAGAAAAAAAAGAACUUGGAAAUGUUUUUAAAAG
Molecule: messenger RNA, 5019 nt
Organism: Octopus sinensis (East Asian common octopus)
Lineage: Eukaryota; Metazoa; Mollusca; Cephalopoda; Octopoda; Octopodidae
Exons: 2
Coding region: 75-1025 (316 amino acids)
Molecular function (GO): nucleic acid binding; zinc ion binding
Source: RefSeq, a predicted model, not a curated record